AUGGACGGGUUUGACGAGGAAGCGUUCAAAAAGUUCUUUCCCUCCAGCUUUGGAAGGCAGGAGUCGACUAUUGAUGUGGACUCCCAAAUUAACCGGUCUAAGCGGGCCGAAGUUGCAGUGCCGAAGCCUGCUGAGAAGGACGAAGCGCAGGAAUUAAUUGCGCCUGCUACGACGGAGUCUGAAAAGAGACAACAGGAACCAAAGAGCAGCGAUGAUGAUUCCGAUGACGAUUCUGAUGAUGAGGAUGAGUUUCCCGUUUCGCAUGAAAUGGUACUUAGCACACACGAGCGGGCAGUGACUACCAUGACACUGGACCCAUCCGGAGCGCGAUUGAUUACCGGCUCCACUGACUGCACUUUGAAGCUUCACGACUUUGCAUCUAUGACCCCCUCCACGAUUCGCGCAUUCAAAUCAGUCGAUCCGUCGAUCAAGAAGGGGUCCGCGUCGCAGGAUACCCAUUCCAUCCACCACGUCGCAUUCAACCCGUUGUCGCCUAGUCACGUCCUAGUUGUCACUGCAACUGCGCAACCUCGAAUCCUCAGUCGUGAUGGGGAAACACUUACUGAGUUUGCGAAAGGCGAUAUGUACUUGCGCGAUCUCAACAACACCAAAGGUCAUAUUGCGGAGGCGACUAGUGGAGUCUGGUGCCCGUCCGACUACAAUCUCUGUGCUACCGCUGGAUCGGAUAGCACAGUACGCAUCUGGGAUGCCAAUGUGGGACGAUCGCAAAAGGAGGUGAUCAUGCACAAAUCAAGAAUUGCUGGGUCUGCUGGUCGGACUAAGAUGACUGCUGUCGCCUGGGGUUCUCCCAAACAAGGCGGAUCCAACAUUCUGCUUACCGCAGCUCUUGAUGGAAGCCUGACAAUGUGGAGCGGAAAUGGACCAUUUACACGCCCAAGUGGGGAAGUACGAGAUGCUCAUACUCGAGAUACAUGGACCAGCGGACUGGAUAUAAGCGCCGAUGGCCGGCUCGUUGUUAGCAGGGGCGGAGAUGAUACAAUUAAGCUCUGGGAUACUAGGAAGUUCAAGACUCCAGUCACAACCGUCACUCAUCCCUCGACAUCCGCUCGAUUCCCAACAUCUAAUAUUCAGUUCUCUCCCUCUGCAAACAUCAUUGUGGGCUCGGAAACUGGCCAUUUACAUAUCCUCAAUCCAGCCACCUUGAAACCCGAGCUUGUCACCCCCGUCACGCCAGGGUCACCCCUUAUCACAGUCUUAUGGCAUGAGAAGCUCAAUCAAAUUCUGACUGGUUCUGCUAAUGCCGAGACCCAUGUCCUCUACAACCCCACGAUGUCUACCAAGGGCGCAGCAUUGGUCAUGUCCAAGGCACCCAAGCGUCGUCAUCUAGAUGAUAACGCUACCCUCACUACGGAUCUCACCAGUGGUCUUUCUGGCGACUCAGUCGUUGUUGGGUCUAAUGGUGUACCUCAAUACACAUCGGCAACCUGGUCUGCUCGCCAUCCGAACGUUGGACUUACGGCUUCUGGUCGCUCUCGCGAUCCUCGACGUCCGCAUGUGCCGGCUGCCACACCUUUCGGCAAAUCCACACCUGAUGAGAAACAUAUCCGAGAGAAUAUUCCUCUUAGCUCCAUGCGUGACGAAGAUCCGCGUGAAGCGCUCUUAAAGUAUGCCGAGAAGGCUGAGAAGGACCCAAUCUUCACUCGGGCAUAUAAGGAGACCCAGCCCAAUGCAAUUUACGCCGAUAUAAGUGAUGAAGAGGAGGAAAAGGGCCCGGAGAAAAAGAGACCUCGACGAUGA
Messenger RNA from Penicillium angulare, 1758 nucleotides. RefSeq names its product WD40 repeat domain-containing protein. The record is from RefSeq and is a predicted model, not a curated record. Gene Ontology annotation, biological process: regulation of DNA double-strand break processing. Bases 1 to 1758 code for a protein of 585 amino acids. Lineage: Eukaryota; Fungi; Ascomycota; Eurotiomycetes; Eurotiales; Aspergillaceae. Gene Ontology annotation, cellular component: site of double-strand break; nucleus. Gene Ontology annotation, molecular function: protein binding. The transcript has a single exon.